Messenger RNA from Peromyscus eremicus (cactus mouse), 4180 nucleotides. It is a transcript of the gene Stx17, whose product is annotated as syntaxin 17. NCBI's taxonomy places the organism in Eukaryota, Metazoa, Chordata, Mammalia, Rodentia, Cricetidae. Gene Ontology annotation, cellular component: autophagosome membrane; plasma membrane; SNARE complex. Gene Ontology annotation, molecular function: SNARE binding; SNAP receptor activity. Bases 506 to 1414 code for a protein of 302 amino acids. The record is from RefSeq and is a predicted model, not a curated record. Gene Ontology annotation, biological process: intracellular protein transport; vesicle fusion; exocytosis. The transcript is spliced from 8 exons.
GUUUGCACAAGUAGCUGGGAGGUGGUGGUACAUGCCUUUAAUCCCAGCACUCCCGAAGCAAAGGCAGGGCGCUCUCCGGGAGUUCAAGGCCAGCCUGAUCUACAGAGCGAGUUCCAGGACAGCCAUGGUUACCCAGAGAUACCCUGUCUUGAAAAACAAAACAAAACAACAGAGGAGAGAGACACAGAGACAGAGAGAUCCCACAAGUAGUACAGAAGACUACAGCUUCCCUUGUGUUAGCAUUUUACAUACCAUACAGUCACUGAGAGCAGGAGAUUAAUAUUAGAUUUAACUGGGUCUCCUGUGAUAGCAUUCUUUUUCUUAGAGUACUUUCUGUGUUCUACAAUGGGAUCUAAGACCCAGCCUCACUCUAUCUACAUGGCACCAUCACCUUUUCCAAUCUUGGACUGUCUGGUGACUUUUAUGCUUUUGAAGAGCCAGGAGUCUUGGUGUUUCUGCAUGAGAGAAGAGCAGCUACAGUGGAAGAGGCUUAACAGGCUUUAGGAUGUCUGAAGAUGAAGAAAAGGUGAAGUUACGCCGCCUUGAACCAGCUAUCCAGAAAUUCACGAAGAUAGUGAUCCCGACAGACCUGGAGAGGUUAAGAAAACACCAGAUAAACAUUGAGAAGUAUCAACGGUGCAGAAUUUGGGACAAGUUGCAUGAAGAGCACAUCAAUGCAGGGCGCACUGUUCAGCAACUCCGCUCUAAUAUCCGAGAAAUGGAAAAGCUUUGCUUGAAAGUCCACAAGGAUGACCUGGUUCUUCUGAAGAGGAUGAUCGAUCCUGUGAAGGAAGCAGCAGCAGCGGCCACAGCAGAGUUUCUCCAGCUCCAUCUGGAGUCUGUUGAAGAGCUCAAGAAACAAUUUAAUGAGGAAGAAGCCUUAUCACAGUCUUCUCUCACCAGAUCCACGACCGUUGGUGGAGCACUCCACACUUCCGAGGCUGAAGCUACUUCUCAGAGUCUGACUCAGAUAUAUGCCUUGCCUGAAAUUCCUCGAGACCAAAAUGCUGCCGAGUCCUGGGAUAACUUAGAAGCGGACUUAAUUGAACUUAGCCAUCUGGUCACUGAUUUCUCCCUCCUAGUGAAUUCUCAGCAGGAGAAGAUUGACAGCAUUGCAGACCAUGUCAACAGUGCUGCUGUGAAUGUUGAAGAGGGAACCAGAAACUUGGGGAAGGCUGCAAAGUACAAGCUGGCAGCCCUGCCUGUGGCAGGUGCACUCAUCGGAGGAGUGGUGGGGGGUCCCAUCGGCCUCCUCGCAGGCUUCAAAGUGGCAGGAAUUGCAGCUGCACUUGGUGGUGGGGUAUUGGGCUUCACAGGUGGAAAAUUGAUACAAAGAAGGAAACAGAAAAUGAUGGAGAAGCUCACUUCCAGCUGUCCAGAUCUCCCUAGCCAAAGUGACAAAAAAUGCAGUUAAAGCCCACACUUCCAGCUGGUGCCAAUGCAUCCAUCCUAAGGAGCACCUUGCUGCUGUUGAAUGCUCAGCUGUUGGAACACAGUAUUGGGGAGUGGCUCUUCAUGUCCAUGUGGUAUUGAACCACCAUAACCGGAUGUAUUUGUUUGCUGGCUGUUAAUGGAGAUGUUAGAGGAGCCUGGGCUUGAGGGUAUGUGAUGUCUAUCGGGUCAGUUUAAAGACUGCCAAAGAGAAAAUGUUCUGCCUGGAAAUGUGAAAACUGAACCUCUAACUCUAAGGAUCUAAGAUGUGUGAAAUGUGUCGGGCACACGAGGGUCAGUGUAUGUGUAAAUUAUUUCCCCUACAGAGAAGGAACGGAAUGUGAAUUCUGGAGUCUUUCUGUCAGGCAGGGAUGUUGCUGCUACCAAGGGGCCCGGGUGAACUACUUCUGUGCUUGGAUCCAUCUAUAUUUUCUGGUGAAGGAAACUAACACUAUAAAAUGGACAGAGACGCCCACUUUCUCUGGACAAUCUCUUCAUUGUGACACGGGUGACAUCUUUUCUGAAAUCUUCCCUCCUUUCCAGCUCAGGAGCACAGAAGCCCGUGUGCUGGAUCUGCUGACCCAGCCACAAGCCCAAUUGCAGCUGGUGAUUCUGAAGGUUCUCUGCUUCUGGGGUGAAUUCUACCAUCUUGUGAGGAUUUUUCUCAUAAUCUGCCUUUUUAUAUCAUUUCCCAUCUCUAGUUACCUGUAAUCUCGUAAGUUGAAAAACAAAAAUUUAAACAUUUCCAACAUUUUUUGGGCAAAGGGGAGUACAAGGUCACAUCAUGGGGCACUUUAGAACUUGAAGGGGCUGGCAUUCCUGCCUCAAGGGGUCUGGCUCCUCAGUCUUGUAGCAAGGUUGAGAAGGAGCUUUCUACCUCACUUCCGUUACUGCUGCUGCCCUUUCUCAGGCUAUCUCCUGUCCUUCCGUUUUCUCUGCCGCUCUCCCAGUGUUCACACAUAACUUCUCUCAUGUUCUAAACGGCCAAGAUUCAGACCCAGUGAAAGAUCUGUGGUGCUAACCCAACAGAUAACAUGGACAGCGGCCACAGGCCAGUCCAGCUCCACGUCUGUCUCAAACAUACAGGUUUGAGAUUUAGAGAAAAGGAAUUUAAGACUGCAGGCAGCCUCACCCUGCAAUCCUAACUCGUCCUAACAGGAAGGAGCCACUGGCCGCCUCAUUCUUCAGUCUCCCCUGAGGAGAAAGCACAGUCAGCCAGGAGCAUGGGUUCAAGGACCAAAGGGUUUAUUCUUUUAAGAGCUGUGUUGAGCCAGGCCGUGGUGGUGCACAUGCCUUUAAUCCCAGCACUCAGGAGGCAGGGGCAGGCAGAUCUCUUUGAGUUCAAGGCCAGCCUGGGCUACAGAGUGAAUUCCAGGACAGGCUUCAAAGCUACAGAGAAACCAUCUCAAAAAACAAAAAACAAAAAAAAAAAAAAAAAAAAAAAAAAAAGCUGUGUUGUUGAUGUUUGACCUCUAUUAAUUGCUACUUUUCCUUCUGUGUUGCAAGAUCCUUCCCUUUGAUGCUUUUGAGUCUUACUGAUGCAUUCAUUCCUAUGAAACGAAACACUACAUCAUAUUAAACUAUUAGGAGGUAUCAAGUAUUUGUUAUCUGCUGACUUAAGACUUUAAUAUCGCCCUCCCCCCAAAAAAGGAAGUACUUGAGUAAGUGUCAGAUUCUGAGUCACUGACACUGGGAACUAAGUAUUUGGAGUAAUGUUUUUAACUUCAUCCUUUGUUCUCUGUUUCUUGCUGCUCCUUUAAGGUGGGCAUGUCAGACCUGAGCAGGAGGCAGAACUCAUCCAGAUUUUAUUUAAAACAAGAUGCUUUUUAAAUUUUGCUUUUCAAGAUGGUUUCUCCUAUGUAGCCCUGGCUGUCUUGGAACUCACUCUAUAGAUCAGGUUGGCCUUGAACUCAGAGAUGCACCUGCCUAUGCCUUGGAGGGCUGGGAUUAAAGGCACACGUUGCCACCGCCUGACUAAAACUAGAUUCUGGAACCUCCACGGGUAAUUCUGAUACAGCCAGUCCAGCCUGCUUAGCUGGAAUUAUAAGAAUAGCAAUGUUGUUUCAUUGUUUAAUCUCCCACGUUCACCUCAUCUUCCUCAUGGCUUAAUACUCAUCCCGCCAGUCCCUAGAGGGCCACUCAGUCAAUGUGCCAUAACAGCCAUAGCACAGAGGACCUAGAAGAACCAGGAUGAGGCUUGCCUUUGAAACCCACGUCGUCUUGGGGACUUUGCACUUUUACUGAGCCACUGUGGGAACUGUUGACAUGAUCAUGAACUGUCAGUACUGGGCUUUUGACUCUAGCCGUCUAAAUGCUUAAGGAAGUUCCAGUCUUCUUAAAUUUUUAUACUUUAAAGUUACUUAGAAAUUGUACUUCAUUUCCCUACAAUUGAACCUAAUAGCUAACUUUUUGUGGAAAUUGCUUAGAAGUGUUUAAUCAACUAUAAAUGAUAUAAAGUACUUAAAAGUAUAAAUUAGUCAAUAUGACACAGAAGUGAUCUUAAAAUUGGACUUAAUAUGCCCCAUAGUGUCAAGUUAAAUUUAUCUUCUCUAUGAUUUAUGUCUUAUUUUUAUUUCAACCAGUUAAAAAGGACCACUUUAAUUAAGCUUAUAAAAGUUGUUAAGACUCAUUUCAGUAAUGGCAGCACUUCUAAAGACUUUUUGAUGUUAUAAUCGGAGAAUUUCUCUGAAAUUUUGGUGUAACACACAGUAAAAAAAAGUAUUAAAAUUGAACAUAUAUACAUGAAAAA